AAUGUCCAGGCCAAAAUUUGCGUAUAAAAGCGAGCGUUUCUGGUCGGUAAAUCAUAGUUUGAUUGAUUACCCCAAACCAACAAAACUAAGCACUCACCAUGAAGUACCUGAUCGCCUGUGUUACCCUGGCCCUGUUCGCCUACAUCAACGCCAGCCCAGUGUACGGCUGGCGUGGAGGUUAUGGUGGUGGCUACGGUGGUGUUCAGCGCGUCGUCUACGAGGAGGUGCCCGCCUACGGACCCUCCCGUGGCUACAACAGCUAUCCCCGCAGCCUGCGAUCGGAGGGUAAUGGAGGAAGUGCCGCUGCUGCCGCCGCCGCUUCCGCCUCUGCCGUGAAUCCCGGAACCUACAAACAGUACGCCAUUCCCUCGUACGAGUUGGAUGGCGCUCGCGGCUAUGAGAUCGGACAUGGCUACGGUCACCGUGCCUACUAAUUCCCGCUUCAUCGGCAGUGAAUUGAACUAUCGACUCCUUGCUCAAAUCCUCGAGUGGCUGUCAUGGCGAAACUCUGAGAAUCAGUGAAUAAAAGCAGCUUGAACGCAAUGGAAAAUACCGAAAAGAAA
This is a messenger RNA of Drosophila sechellia, 563 nucleotides long. RefSeq names its product Chorion protein 15 (gene Cp15). The record is from RefSeq and is a predicted model, not a curated record. The transcript has 2 exons. Lineage: Eukaryota; Metazoa; Arthropoda; Insecta; Diptera; Drosophilidae. The coding region runs from base 99 to 434 and encodes 111 amino acids.